Messenger RNA from Macrobrachium nipponense, 1023 nucleotides. RefSeq lists its product as uncharacterized. The coding region runs from base 1 to 1023 and encodes 340 amino acids. The transcript is spliced from 2 exons. NCBI's taxonomy places the organism in Eukaryota, Metazoa, Arthropoda, Malacostraca, Decapoda, Palaemonidae. The record is from RefSeq and is a predicted model, not a curated record.
AUGUCACUGUCUUCACAAGAUGAAUGCGCUUCCUUAAUGGUGUCCCUUAAGAAGAAUGCCAGGGCAUUCUUCGACAUCGGGGAAAAGUUUUUACAGUAUGAUUCGGGAGCUGAUGACCAUAAUCGCAUUCUGAUAUUUGCUACUGAAGUAGGGUUUGAACAUUUAAGGAGGUACAGAAACUGGGCUGUUGAUGGCACCUUUAAGGUGUCACCAGCAAUUUUCUAUCAACUUUUUACCAUCCAUGUCCAAGUAGAGAAGUGUAGUUUUCCUCGUAUUUAUGCCCUUCUUCCAAACAAAACAGAGGAAACUUAUAAAAUGCUUUACAAAAAAAUUCAAGAAUUGCUGCAACAAAAUCCAUUAACUAAAAUGAGUAACUUUGAAAAAGGAUUAUUUAACGCAAUUAAAUGUACUUUUCCUGACACUGAUGUGAGUGGAUGUUUCUUCCACUUCUGCCAAGCAAAUUACAAGAAAAUUGUUGAUUUGGGGUAUAAAGUUCGAUACCACAAUGAUGAUGAAUUUUGUCUUAAGAUACGUUGUCUCUCUGCUCUUGCAAUUUUACCAGUUGAAGGUGUGUCUACAGGUUUUGAGGAACUUUCGGAGGAUGAGGAUAUCCCUUCAGAAUUUCUCUCGUAUUUUGAGGUAAAUUACAUCGGAGUCAUCAGAGGAAGAGGUGGAAAUCGCAGAAGAGCUAGUCCAUUAUUUUCAAUUUCCCACUGGAAUAUGAACCUAAGAACUCAAUGGUCUAUGCCUCAAACAAACAACAGUCGUGAAGGAUUUCAUAGUGCUCUAUCAAAUAAUGCUCAACAACCUCACCCUAACCUACGGAAGCUCAUAGAUCGUCUCAUGAAGGAGGAAGUUUUGUCCCAUACAAAAGUGCUCCACAUGGAAAGAGGAGAUGAAAGAUCUACUACCACUAAGUAUAAGAACAUAAACAAACGCUUACAGCAGGUAGUCACGUGCUAUAAUCCUGACGAUAAAAUUAUUUUUCUACCUUUCAUUGCCUAUAACUUACAUAUAUUCUGA